Lotus japonicus is the source of this 1515-nucleotide messenger RNA. Its product is annotated as transcription factor bHLH68-like. Gene Ontology annotation, cellular component: nucleus. The record is from RefSeq and is a predicted model, not a curated record. The transcript has 9 exons. Lineage: Eukaryota; Viridiplantae; Streptophyta; Magnoliopsida; Fabales; Fabaceae. Gene Ontology annotation, molecular function: RNA polymerase II cis-regulatory region sequence-specific DNA binding; DNA-binding transcription factor activity, RNA polymerase II-specific; protein dimerization activity. Gene Ontology annotation, biological process: regulation of transcription by RNA polymerase II. Bases 275 to 1237 code for a protein of 320 amino acids.
UUUUCUCAUCCCCUACUCUAUAAAAUACUGAGACCCCAAAACUUUAAGUUUCUUCAACAGCUAGUAAGAAAGCAACACAAAACACUCAAAGCUUUAGCCAAAGGCUUGUUUGGGUGCACAGAGAAGGAAAUAUCACAAAGGUGAAAGAGGAAAAAAGCAUAGAGGAAAAGGAGAUUAUUAAAGGUUUCAUUUAUAUGUUCAUUUGAAGGGAGAGGGAGGAAAUUGAGUAUUAAUUCCACAGGAGGUUAUUCUUCUAGUUUCAGCUAGCUUGCAAAUGAUGGCUGGGAACCCUAACUGGUGGAGUGUGAAUCCACCAUCUUUGAUCCCUUCUUCUCAGUAUGCAAUUGGAUCUUCUUCAAAUCCUUUUAGUUCUUUGAAUGAAAACCUGGAGCCCCAUCAGUCAUUGAGUCAACUUCUUUUUACUGGAUUACCAGGAGAAGAAGAGAGAGUUGCAUUUAGUCAUUUUCAGCCAAAAAAGAUGGAAAACUGGGAUGAACAUAUUAUUAACACAUCCUCCAUGGUUCCUCUUGUUGAUGUAAUAAAGCAUGAAGUUUCUCGAAGUGGCAACAACUUAUAUCACCCUGGGCAUGGGGAAUUUCAGGUUCCUGGAGCAACUUGGUCAAAUAUGGUGACAGUUUCUUCACCUAGGUCAAGUUCUGUUACUAGCUUGAGUAGUAAUAAUUUAUUGGAUUUCACUUAUAAUAACAAGGUCGAUCAUAGGAAGAUUAACCAACUCCCAGAUCACACAUCUGAGUGUAAUAGCAAAGCCACUGGUGGAGUUUGUAAGAAGACAAGGGGUCAGCCAUCUUCAAGCCAACCACCUCUGAAGGUGAGAAAGGAGAAGCUAGGUGAUAGAAUAACAUCCCUUCACCAGCUGGUUUCCCCGUUUGGAAAGACUGACACAGCUUCUGUCUUGUUAGAAGCAAUUGGAUAUAUCAGAUUCCUGCAAGGUCAAAUUGAGGCACUCAGUUCUCCUUACUUGGGUAAUGGAUCAAAAAACAUGAGGAAUCAACAAUAUGUACAUGGAGAAAGAAAUGCUGUAUUUCCUGAGGACCCCGGUCAGCUGUUAAAUGAUUCUGGCCUGAAAAGAAAGGGAGCUCCAAACCAGGAUGGAGAUAGGCCAAAAGACUUGAGGAGUAGAGGGUUGUGCUUGGUUCCAGUCUCUUGUACCCAACAUGUUGGAAAUGAAAAUGGAGCUGAUUACUGGGCACCUGGAUAUGGCGUCGGUGGAUUUUAACAUUCCUUUUUAGAAUAAAGAAGGAAGAAAUAUUAAGAUGAUAUAACAUCGUGAGCAGUCACUCUAAAGUAAUGAAAAGGCUGAUUGCUCACGAUGCUAUAUAUGCAUCAUGUAUUGUCCCUAAUCUAAUUAGGUUGACUUAAAUAAGUUGUGAAAACAUUAAUUAAUUUGUAAUUUUAAUUAGUUUCUAAGUAUGCAUUUAAUGAGGUGGUGCAAUUAUUCCUCCUUUGGUUCAGAAGGAUGAUUAUUACUGGUAAUUAAUGUUCUGUUUAAGAUCA